AUGUCGCGCUCAUCCUACGACCGCUACCUCACCAUCUUCUCCCCCGACGGACGUCUCUACCAGGUCGAAUACGCCUUCAAAGCCAUCAACACCGCCGGUCUCACCAGCAUCGCCGUUCGCGGCAAAGACUGCUGCGUCGUCGUCGGCCAGAAGAAACUCCCCGACAAGCUCAUCGAUGCCUCGUCCGUCACCAACAUCUUCAACCUCACGCCCGAAAUCGGAUGCAUCAUGACCGGUCGCGUCGCCGACGCACGUGCGCAGGUGCAGAGGGCCAAGAUGGAGGCGGCCGAUUUCAAGUACAAGUACGGCUACGCCAUCACGCCUGAUCUGCUGGCCAAGAGGUUGGCGAAUAUGAACCAGGUGUAUACGCAGCGUGCUGCGAUGAGGCCGUAUGGUGUGAGCAUGAUUCUGGUCGGGGUGGAUGGAGAGCGGGGACCGCAGAUCUUCAAGAUCGAUCCAGCGGGCUACUAUGUGGGAUUCAGAGCUACCGCUGCAGGUGUCAAGCAGACCGAAGCAACCAACUUUUUGGAAAAGCAGUUUAAGAAAUCCACCACCACCACUACGUCGGCCACAGGAGACGACGCUCCCGAACUUCCAGCAGGUGCAAGCGCAACAGACGCCGCAGCACUGGAAGCCCAACACAUCUCCAACAGCCUCUCAAUGCAACAGACGUUGGACCUCGCAGUCAACACGUUGGCUACGGUGCUUGCGCAGGACCUCAAGCCGAGCGAGUUGGAGGUCGCCAUCGUCGGCGGUCCAGAAGCUGCCAAGUUUGUCGUGGGAGGUGACGACGAGGGAGCGGUGGAGCAGUUGGAUUCCAGCACGUUGCCCAAGGAGGUGCAGCUGCAGAAGAGGUUUAGGAAAUUGAGCGAGGAUGACAUCUCGGUCAUUCUCGAGAGGUUGGCGGAGAGGGAUUGA
This is a messenger RNA of Pseudozyma hubeiensis SY62, 918 nucleotides long. RefSeq names its product 20S proteasome subunit. The record is from RefSeq and is a predicted model, not a curated record. The coding region runs from base 1 to 918 and encodes 305 amino acids. Gene Ontology annotation, cellular component: nucleus; cytosol; proteasome core complex, alpha-subunit complex. The transcript has a single exon. NCBI's taxonomy places the organism in Eukaryota, Fungi, Basidiomycota, Ustilaginomycetes, Ustilaginales, Ustilaginaceae. Gene Ontology annotation, biological process: ubiquitin-dependent protein catabolic process.